GGUCGGAUCACCUCGGCUCCAUGGUGAGGAGAAAGAAGAGCCCCCCUGGGCCAGAGGAACAGCACAAUGGGAUGACAGUGAAGCUGGGAGACAGCAGCGGGGAGGAAGGGGUGAAAAAGCUAGGCAAGCGAGCAGGAGGAGAUGAGGAGUCCCUGGAAGAAGGGGCAGGAAGAGGAGGAGAGGCAGCUCCAGGCAGGAGCAGCACAAAGAAAGAAGAGAAGAUUAUUAACAACAACACUAAUAACCCCUCAUCCAGCCCCAAUUUACCCCAAGCCCCAUCUUCUCUCCAGCCCUCCCACAGCCAGGACCAGCAUCAUUUUCUCAGGUCCAGUGUCAGACCUCAGAGCAAGAGGUUAAGGAAGGAUUCUCAGGCAUCCUGCUCAGUUGGCAAUAGCAGCAGCACUACUGCAAAAGGAAAAGGGACAGAUAAUGGAGGGACCUCAUCUGGUAGCACAUCAGGAAUUCCUCCCAGCGCUCCUGCUGGGAGUUCUAAGACUGCCACAAGGAACCUGGGGACCUCAGGUGGAGAGAAGGAGGAAGGAAAGAAAGUCAGACGUCAGUGGGAAUCAUGGAGCACAGAGGAUAAGAAUACCUUCUUCGAGGGACUUUAUGAGCAUGGGAAGGACUUUGAAGCUAUUCAGAACAACAUUGCUCUGAAGUACAAGAAGAAAGGCAAACCAGCAAGCAUGGUGAAGAACAAAGAGCAGGUCCGGCACUUCUACUACCGCACCUGGCACAAGAUCUCUAAAUAUAUUGAUUUUGAUAAUGUGUUUUCUCAAGGGCUGAAAAAAUCCUCCCUGGAGCUUUAUGGCUUAGUCUGUUAUGGGGAACUAAGGAAGAAGAUUGGGGGCUGUAUGGAUGAUAAAAAUGCAACAAAACUUAAUGAACUGAUUCAAAUUGGGGCCACGACUGUUCGCUACAAAGGGAGAAACCUUCGGAUCAAAGCUCCAAUGUGCAGGGCACUGAAGAAACUUUGUGACCCAGAUGGCAUUAGUGAUGAGGAGGAUCAGAAGCCAGUACGUCUUCCUCUGAGGGUCCCUGUGGAGUUACAGCCACGAAAUAAUCAUGCAUGGGCUCGGGUGCAGAGCCUUGCCCAGAACCCACGGCUCAGGAUGAUAGUGGAGUUACAUCGGAAGGUCUCCAGCCUCAUUGAGUUCCUGAAACAGAAGUGGGCUCUCCAUGAAGUGCGCAUUCGUCAAACACUAGAGGAACGGCAGCUUCAGGACUCCAGAGAUUCAGAAGCAAGAGGCAACCUCUCAGAGGAGAAAGUGAUGCUUCAUCUCUUCCCAGGAGAGAACUGUACUCUCACCCCUCUCCCUGAGGUGGCCAGAGUAGUCCACUCCAAGGCUUUCUGCACAGUGCAUUGGCAGGAAACCGGCAAAUGCAAACAGAACACAAAGGACUCUCACUUAUUGCCUCCUGCUCAAAUCCUAGGCAUACAGAGUGGUCAGGGGACAGCCAGAGGGCAGCUGAAGUACCCUCGGGGAUCAGAGGGUAAGAGUGGCGGAAGGACAGAGAGCACUAUAGAGCCAGGCAGAACCUCUCAGCCCAUAGCGGAAGUCUCUGCAAGCCCUGGAGAUGUCUCCCCAGAGAGUGGCCUGACAGAAGGCCCCCCUGAUCUCAGCAUCACAAACUCUCUCGAAAAACCACCUUCUGGACUUCAGGACCCGGGAGGGAGUCUGGAGAAGCCGAUCCCCGUGGUUUUCUGCACCGAGGGCGAGGAGGCCCUGGCCAGUGACCAAGCAACCAAGCUACCAUCAUGCAAUACAGCUUGUGUUUGCAGCAAGAUCCCUGACCUGGAGGAACUCUCUCUGCUUGAUCCAUUCCCUCGGUAUAUGAAGUCCUGUCAAGCUCUGAUUGUCCCAGAGAAAUGUUUUUGCACAGACAAACUGCAAGGGAAAGAUCCUGGUCCCUCAGCUGGGAGUGCCUCUCCUGUGGCUCUUCCAGCUGAGAGUACAGAGGCAGCUGACCCCUCUAGCCACAGCCAGGGACCACAGCCUGAUGCUUUUACUAAGGUUUUACAAGAUGCAGUAGUGGAGGAGACUCAAGAGAAGCUGAGUUCUUCAUUUCUGCAUUCACCUCCGGGACAACCUUCUGCAAAGCCUCUCAAGGAUGACCCGAGCCGACUUGCUCAACAGGUCAGAGAGGAGGGAUGGAAUCUACGAAACUCUGAGAGCCUUACGUUGGCUGAGGUUUACCUCAUGAUGGGCAAGCCAAACAAGCUGCAGCUGGAAUAUGACUGGCGAGCUGUGUUAGGGCCAGAAACCCAGGAUUCCAGGGAGGAAACAUCCGAACCCAGUGCUGUCCCCACAUCUUCCAUCUUUCACAAACAAAGACUCCUCAACUGCCUCUUAAAACUCAUUUCCACCGAAGUCAACCCCAAACCAACCCCUGAGAUGAACUCUGUCGCCACAUCCCCUAUAAAACCUACUCAAGAAGAGCAAUCACUGACUCCUCCUGGAAAGGUGAUUGCCGUCAGCACCAGGAGUCCAGGCUGUGCACGAAACCAAUCUGCUCUUCGCAACAAGACCUUUUCUCCCAAUAUUAGUUCCAGCUCCUCAGGUUUGAGGAACCCCCCUAGACCUCUCUUGGCGGCUGGUCCCUCAAGUUCUGGAGGAGCUGAUGCAGACGGUGGGCUCUUUGCAGUUCCCACGACUCUACCACCUAAUAGCCGACAUGGAAAGCUGUUCUUGCCUAGCAAGGAAGCAGAACUGACCUUCCGACAGCACUUGGACACAAUUAGUAUGCAGUCAGACUACUUCUUGCCAAAACCAAGGAGAUUGCGGAACAGGCACCUGCGGAAGCCAUUGGUGGUACAGAGAACACUGCUCCCCAGGCCAUCGGGAAAUCCGUCCCAGCAUGUCUGCUCCUUCUCCAUCUUAUCCAACUCUUCCAUAACCGGGAGAGGUUCAUUUCGGCCAAUCCAGUCUUCACUGACUAAAGCUGCCGUUUCUCGACCCAUUGUGCCCAAGGUUCUUCCAACACAAGCUACCAAUCACCUGUCCAGUGCUAUUGACUUGGCAGCUAAGAGUGCUGGUAUUAUCCCUGGCAGCCCCUUGCCUGUCCUGGAUUCUGAGGGCUUGUCAGGUGUGUCUCCGCUGUCACCAGACGGUGUGGCUGCAGUGGUCACGGGGCAGGAGUCGGCCGAGGCAGAUCAGAAUGGAAGCUCCAUCGGCACAGUAGGGGGUUCAAGCAGUAGGUGUCGGGUUCCUUUCAUUAACCUACCCACACAGCAAGAGCAGAAGGCGGUCCCUGAUGGAUUCCAGGACACAUCAGUCCUUUCUCUGUCAGAACUGUCCAAGACCCCUCUCCAGAAUGGUCUCUCCACUCCUCCGCUUCCUCCGUCACAGGCCUCCAGUACCCAUCUGUGUCCUCCCAACGUCUCUGCUCUGCUGGAUAUCUCUCUUCCUGGACCACCUGAAGAUGUGCUUUCUCAGGGAGAACCUGCCACUCAAAUAAGCGACUCUAUCAUUGAAAUCGCUAUCAGCUCUGGUCAAUACAAUGAAGGUGUUUCCCUCUCCCCUGCGAAACUGAAUGGCAGUGACAGCUCCAAAAGUCUUCCAUCCCCCUCCAGCAGUCCUCAGCAGAACUGGAUUGCCUCUCCGAGCCAUGAUCCACAGUGGUACCCCAACGACUCUACCGACUCAUCUCUCAGCAGCCUGUUUUCAAGUUUCAUCUCUCCCGAGAAGGGCCGGAAAAUGUUGCCAACUCCUGUUGGAACUGCCAGUGGCACCUCCUUACUGGGACCCAGCCUGCUGGAUGGAAACUCACGGGACUCUUUUGUGUCUCGAUCUCUGGCAGAUGUAGCAGAGGUGGUGGAUUCCCAGCUGGCUUGCAUGAUGAAUGAGAACAGCAUAGAUUACAUAUCUCGUUUCAACGAUCUUGCCCAGGAGCUGUCAAUACCUGAGCCAACCCGUAGGGAAAUCCUCUUUGAUGGAGGAGGAGGCGGCCCCCCCAUUGGUGACCUCUCACAGUGA
Messenger RNA from Emys orbicularis (European pond turtle), 3977 nucleotides. It is a transcript of the gene CRAMP1, whose product is annotated as cramped chromatin regulator homolog 1. The record is from RefSeq and is a predicted model, not a curated record. NCBI's taxonomy places the organism in Eukaryota, Metazoa, Chordata, Testudines, Emydidae. The coding region runs from base 21 to 3977 and encodes 1318 amino acids. Gene Ontology annotation, biological process: pattern specification process. Gene Ontology annotation, cellular component: nucleus. Gene Ontology annotation, molecular function: chromatin binding. The transcript is spliced from 22 exons.